GGAAAAUUAGAAGAAAGAAUGAAACAAAAUUGCCAUGGUACACUAAGCACUAGCUAAAAGCUAAGGGACAGGUCAUAACUAAGAGGAGAGUCACGUGGGGAUCACGUGAGAAAGCGUCGACGAUUUCCAGUUUUCCACGCCUACUCCUCGCUAGCUUGCUUCAUUUCCUUGUUCCCUCCAUCCUUAUCCCUUCAAAUCGCCGGUCCAAGCUUCACCGGAUUCCUACCAAUCCUAAUUUUUUUACUUUCCACUCCAAAUUUCCUCAGAUCCCUUCGAAAUCCAGUCUACCCGGUCAAUGAGAACUCAAUGAUUUACAAAUGAGGGUCAAUCCAAGUUUCUUCUCUUGCUGUGCUUUAACCUUUGUACCUUUUGCUGUUACUAAGGAAUUACAUUCCAUGUAUUCAUUUUGAGCUUUUGUGUGCUUUUGAUGGUAAAAGGGAAAAUUCUUAGUAAUUGAUUUGUUUUAAAGAUUAUGGUUCGUGGAAGAGAUGCCUGCUGGGAGCAUUGUGUUCUUGUGGAUGCAACAAGACAGAAGGUAAGGUGCAAUUAUUGUCACCGGGAAUUCAGUGGAGGGGUUUACAGGAUGAAGUUUCAUCUAGCUCAAAUAAAAAACAAGGAUAUAAUCCCUUGUGCUGAAGUCCCUGAUGAUGUCCGAGACCAUAUACAAAGUAUAUUAAACACUCCCAAGAGACAAAAAACUCCCAAGAAACCAAAGGUGGAUAAGGCAGUAGCAAAUGGCCAACAGAAUAGUUCCUCUGCUAGUGGUGGUCUCCAUCCUAACCAUGGAUCUAGUGGGCAGCAUGGCAGCACCCGUCCAUCUUUGUUGUUUCCGCAUCCGUCACCUAGUGAUCAGGUGGCAGUUGAUGAUGCUCAAAAGCAAAAGCAGGAUGAUGCUGACAAAAAAAUUGCUGUGUUUUUCUUCCAUAAUUCUAUUCCAUUUAGCGCUGCUAAAUCCAUGUAUUAUCAGGAAAUGGUGGAUGCUAUAUCAGAGUGCAAUGUUGGUUACAAAGCCCCAAGUUAUGAAAAGUUGAGAUCUACCCUCUUAGAAAAAGUGAAGGGUAAUUUACAUGAUUGCUAUAAGAAAUAUAGAGGUGAGUGGAAAGAAACUGGUUGCACUGUCUUGUGUGAUAGCUGGUCUGUUGGUAGGACAAAAUCGUUUGUUAUAUUUUCAGUCACUUGUCCAAAAGGGACACACUUUUUGAAGUCAGUUGAUGUCUCAGGUCAUGAGGAUGAUGCUAGCUACUUAUUUGAAUUGCUUGAAUCUGUUGUCUUGGAGGUUGGUUUGGAAAAUGUAAUACAGGUGAUAACAGAUAGUGCAGCCAGUUAUGUUUAUGCAGGAAGGCUUCUCAUGGCCAAGUACAGUUCAUUGUUAUGGUCUCCUUGUGCUUCUUUUUGUAUUGAUAAGAUGUUGGAAGACAUUAGUAAACAAGAGUGGGUGGGCGCUGUGUUGGAGGAGGCAAAGAGCAUUGUGCAAUACAUAUACAGUCAUGCAUGGAUUUUAAAUAUGAUGAGGAAGUUCACUGGCGGAAGGGAAUUAAUGAGGCCCAGGAUUACAAGAUUUGUAGCUAAUUAUCUUACCUUGAGGUCCAUUGUGAUUCAAGAAGACAAUUUGAAGCACAUGUUCUCUCAUUCAGAGUGGUCAUCAUCCAUUUAUAGUAGACGUUCUGAUGCUCAGGCUAUUAAGUCAUUAUUGUAUUUAGAAAGAUUUUGGAAGUCUGCACAUGAAGCCGUUAGUAUGUCUGAACCACUUGUUAAGAUCCUACGGAUUGUUGAUGGUGACAUGCCGGCUAUGGGCUAUAUAUAUGAAGGAAUUGAGAGGGCAAAAGUUGCAAUCCGGGCAUAUUAUAAGGGUAUUGAAGAAAAAUACAUGCCAAUCUGGGAUAUAAUUGAUCGGAGAUGGAAUAUGCAACUUCACUCACCAUUACAUUCUGCAGCAGCAUUCCUGAAUCCUUCAAUUUUCUAUAACCCAAACUUUAAGAUUGAUUUAAGGAUGAGGAAUGGGUUUCAAGAAGCAAUGCUUAAGUUGGCUACAACAGAUAAAGAUAAAAUAGAAAUCACAAAGGAACAUCCCGUGUACAUAAAUGCACAAGGUGCUCUAGGGACUGAUUUUGCUAUCAUGGGGCGGACCCUGAAUGCUCCAGGUGAUUGGUGGGCAAGCUACGGUUAUGAGAUUCCCACACUACAAAGAGUGGCAAUAAGGAUAUUGAGCCAACCUUGUAGUUCUCAUUGGUGCAGAUGGAACCGGAGCACCUUUGAGAGCAUACAUACAAAGAAACGCAACAAAGUGGAGCUGGAGAAAUUCAAUGAUUUGGUUUUUGUGCAUUGCAAUCUUUGGCUACAGGCCAUUUGUCAAAGCAGGAAUGGGAAAUGUGAACCCAUCAUCUUUGAUGAAAUAGAUGUUAGUUCAGAAUGGCCCACUGAAUUGGAAUCUUCUGCCCCUAUGUUGGAUGAUUCAUGGUUGGAUAAUUUGCCCCUGGAAUGCAGAGGUAGUCCUUAAACAUUUUUUGGGGGGAUAUGUGCAUGGUCAAAUAUUUAUGAAAGUAAAAAUGGAUACUAAAUAUCCAAUUACUGAUUGUUUAUUGUUUACAUGGUGUUUGAAUAUGUACAUGGUCAAAUAUUUAUGGAUACGCUGCCUGAUCAACAAUAUUAUAGUUGCGGUGGCUAGAAUAUGUAGAUUAACAUGGCCAAAUUCUUCUAUGAUUAUUCAGGGGCAGGAAUAUAUAGUUUUAGUCUUUGACAAUAUAUCCUCUUAAUCCCUGGAAACAUUUCCUUCAUGUUUUAGUAUUUCUGUCUCAUUUGUCAUAGCCACUCAAUUUUACCAAUGA
Durio zibethinus is the source of this 2825-nucleotide messenger RNA. RefSeq lists its product as uncharacterized. The record is from RefSeq and is a predicted model, not a curated record. Gene Ontology annotation, molecular function: protein dimerization activity; DNA binding. Lineage: Eukaryota; Viridiplantae; Streptophyta; Magnoliopsida; Malvales; Malvaceae.